Messenger RNA from Drosophila obscura, 1118 nucleotides. RefSeq lists its product as uncharacterized. The record is from RefSeq and is a predicted model, not a curated record. The transcript is spliced from 3 exons. Bases 294 to 905 code for a protein of 203 amino acids. Lineage: Eukaryota; Metazoa; Arthropoda; Insecta; Diptera; Drosophilidae.
CAAGAUGCCGAAGAACUAUGCUGAAAAAAUCCUUAGCAAGCCACAGAAAAUUGUACUGUGAAUUUGGACCAAAGAUAAAAAACUUCACAUGCUUGUACUGUCCAUAUAAGAGCGCUCAGCGCUCUCUUAUCAGAAGGCAUCUCAGGUGAGUCCAUGAAUGCCACGACGAGGAGCCUGUCGUAAUCUCUGGUUCGGACUCGGAAUCCAGCUACAGCUCCGACAGCAGCGACGACGAAGUUUAUCAAGAUAUCAAACUUAUUGGGCGCCGUAUCAAUGUCGCUGGAGCCCCCAAAAUGCCACUGCCUGGCUAUCAUCUGUUCUUGAUGGAAAAACACAACGAACUGAAACGCGAGCCUGGCUGGCUGCACCGUACGGGCCUGGAGCACAAUCAAAUUUUUGCUGAGGAAUGGCAGCAGCUUUCGAAGGAGCGCAACGUUCCGUACAUGGAAGCAGCAGCCAAGGGCAGAGCUGUAUACAAAAAGAAGAUGUUCCGAUUCUUCAAGAACCACCCAAAAGUUUUGGAUAAAGAGUUGGCAAAGUUGAAGAAAGAUACCAAAGAAAAGGCCACAGCAGCUAAGAGGCCAACCGAUCACGCUCCCGACCCAGAUGAUGUUCCACUAUCCCAGGUUAUCCGCUUGGAUAGCAGCUCUGCUGCUGGCAAAAAUAAGGAGCCAGUCGCGUCUACAAGCAAAAGUCUACGUCUGUCCACUGAGAGUGUUCCCCUGCCUCUCAAUACGCGCCGCACGCCGUCCCGCGCCCUGGACGCCAUGGACUACGAAAGCGAAAUAAAAAUUCAAACAAAUCUUUUCGCGUCUGGCCAAGUCGAUCAUCAAGGGAAAUGCUUCGAACAGCGAGACGCUGCUGGAAGAGUGCUUCAAGGAGGAGAUACAGGAGGACUCGAUUGAAAUGAAAUGUUUUCGUGUGUACGUGGAGGAACGCCUUGCCUUCAGCUUGUCGACAAGCGUCCGUACGAGAAUUACGAGAAAUAUUUCUGCACGUUUGGUGCAGAGUAAAUAGCAUUUCGUGCAUACACGACAGGAGUUUGUUCUAAGCUUGUUCUGUUCUAAGAAUAUUCCUAAUUAUUCCUAAUAAGUGCAUUAAAAUGUAAUAAAAAUAGC